Uncinocarpus reesii 1704 is the source of this 1143-nucleotide messenger RNA. RefSeq lists its product as uncharacterized. The transcript has 3 exons. NCBI's taxonomy places the organism in Eukaryota, Fungi, Ascomycota, Eurotiomycetes, Onygenales, Onygenaceae. The record is from RefSeq and is a predicted model, not a curated record. The coding region runs from base 1 to 1143 and encodes 380 amino acids.
AUGGUUUACCCCCGACCUAUUGCUAUUAAUGGAACUGCGCAAGAUCAUGGGGGGGAACCUGUUCCUGCGGAGCUCCGUCGAGUCGCCAAAUUCAAAUCGAGGUCUGCGUUUUCCGAAGAACGUCGUAAAGAAGUUCAGUUGGUUCGGAAAAUGGGCGCUUGCCUUCGGUGCCGAAUGCUGAAGAAAACGGUAAGGAUUCGAUAUUUGGGUUCUGUCCAUCAUAGCUUAGAUGUUUGUACAGUGCUCUCCCGGUACACCAUGUUCCCAGUGUACAAGCCUUCAAAAUCCGCGAGUCUGGAUGGAAUGUUGUGUCAGAACCCGGCUUAUGACACGCCUAGAGGCUUAUUCCCUCUCCAUUCAAUUCUUGUAUACCAUGCUAUCAACGAUAUCAAGAGCCAGGCACAGUUUGAGCUCUCCACUGGCCGCAUUGAAGCAUCCCAUUUUGAGGCCAAUCCAUCAUACUUUGUGACUUUCGGAACAUUAUCUACACAAAAGCAAACUCUGCCUAACCUGGAUUCACAGCUGCCCAUCACUGUGCAUGAUGCAGAACUAGGGUUACAUCAUCAAGAUAUCCAUAUCCUGGAUGGAGAGACGGAAGAGUUGAGUGAAAAACUGGAUGAUUAUAUGAAAAGGAUGUCCAACCGGUUCUAUGAAAAUGAAAAGUGUGUGUUUGUUAAAGAGACAUUGUUACUGGCAGCUGAUCUUGCCAAAACUAACCAGGAUGAAUUGCUAACAGGGGUUCUUGAUCUAUGGGUUGCUACAUCCAUCCUUGUUGGACCUUUAUUGCCCUGGAAAUUGUUUCUCAAUCCAACCUUACCACCUGCAAGCCUACAUUCUCUAACUUCAAGUUCAAAUGGAUGGCGCAUUUCAAUCGGUGAAGGCGGCGAAUUUGAAUCAUAUGCACUCAUCUGCGGUCAACUGAAAGCAGCAGUUGAGAAACGUGCUGCGAAAACUAGUAAAGCUGUCCUAAAUCGAAUUGAGCAACGCUUGCUUCAGAAGCAAAGAGAUGGUAAUUUUCAGACCUUUUUAGCCUCUGUUAUUCUUCUGAACUGUGUUGAACGAAUGUCUUGGCUAUUCUAUAGCUGGGAGCAUGGGGAAUAUUCUAAUAAGGUUUGUUGUCCAUUGCAAAUUUAUUUCAUAUGA